Messenger RNA from Babjeviella inositovora NRRL Y-12698, 1410 nucleotides. RefSeq lists its product as uncharacterized. NCBI's taxonomy places the organism in Eukaryota, Fungi, Ascomycota, Pichiomycetes, Serinales. Gene Ontology annotation, molecular function: pantothenate transmembrane transporter activity. Gene Ontology annotation, cellular component: plasma membrane. The record is from RefSeq and is a predicted model, not a curated record. Gene Ontology annotation, biological process: pantothenate import across plasma membrane. Bases 1 to 1410 code for a protein of 469 amino acids. The transcript has a single exon.
AUGUGGCCCGUUUUCUCCAAGGCACAAGUUAUCGUGUGGGGCAAGCCGCUUCCGACACAGAAGGAGCGUGACCUCCUCCGCAAGAUCGACUGGUUCGUGCUCUCCUUCGUGUGUCUCAACUACUGGAUUAACUAUCUCGACCGCUCGAAUGUCGCCAAUGCAUACGUCUCCGGAAUGCAGGAGGAUCUCCACAUGGUUGGCAACCAGUACAACAUCGUCAACACCUGCUUCACCGUAGGCUAUGUGGUGGGGAUGAUUCCCAACAACUUGAUCUUGCUCAGGGUCUCUCCUCGGUACUGGCUCUCUAUCUGUUCGAUGUCAUGGGGCUUACUCACUCUCGGGAUGUACAAGGUGCACUCGUACCAGCAAAUUUGUGUGAUCCGUUUUUUCCAAGGCCUCUUUGAGGCGUCAACCUUUGUAGGAACGCACCUCAUUCUUGGUUCGUGGUACACCGCAGACGAGCUUGCCAAGCGCACAGCUAUCUUCACCUCCUCUGGCCUCAUGGGGAGCCUCUUUUCCUCCUUUAUGCAGAGCGCUAUCCAUAGCACCAUGGACGGCCGCCACGGGCUCGCUGGCUGGCGCUGGCUCUUCAUUAUCGAUUUCGUCAUCACCGUGCCUGUGUGUGUGUAUGGUUUCAUUUUCUUCCCGGGCGUGCCCGAGCGGUGCACCGCGUUCUACUUCUCGGAGGAGGAGCGGCAUAUGGCCGCGGUGCGGGUGCCCGCGCCAAAACGCACGCAGCUUGACUGGACCGUGGUGCGGCGGGUAUUUGGCCGGUGGCACUGGUGGUUCUUCAGUCUUCUUUGGGUCUUUGGCGGCGAAAAUGUGUCGUACGCGUCAAACUCACUCUUUGCGCUCUGGUUAAAGUACUUCAACUACACCAUCGCCCAGCGCAACCACUACCCGAUGGGAGUGUACGGGGUCGGAAUCGUUGCGACAUUCGGCUCUGCAUUGUACAUCGACAGCUCGGGUGCAAAGAACCACUGGCGCGUGGGGGUUUUCAUCAGCAGUGCCACCAUUGUCGCCACCAUCCUCCUCUUGGUGCACCCCUUCAGCCCCACCUAUGUAUUCGCAGCCCACUACAUCUCCGGGGUUGCAUAUGCAGGCCAGACGGCAUUUUUUGCAUGGGCCAACCAGGUGUGCCACGAUGAUUUGGAGGAGCGCGCGGUCGUGCUCGCAUCGAUGAACAUGUUCUCUGGCGCUGUCAACGCAUGGUGGUCCAUAUUGUUCUACGGUGCCGAUACCGUGCCGCGCUUCCGAAAGGGCUGCUACGCCAUGCUCGCGACCACCACCUGUUGCGCCCUCUUUUGCAUCGCUAUUCGCGUCUUACAGCUCCGCGAGGAGUCCCAGAAGGAGAUAUUUAACGCGGAAAAGCUGAGGUAUGACGAACUAGAGGGGGCUUCUCAUGAAUAA